AUUCACUGGAUGCCAAAAAUUGCCGGGUAUGUGGCCUAUGAAAUAUAGCCGUUGGAGAAUCUGAAGAGAAACCGGUUUUUCAACCCAGCCCGUUAUAUGGUGGAAAUGCACGAGAGAGAAAAAAACUAGCCGUUACAGAUAAACAACGAUGACGAAGUAGUCUUCAACUCAGGACAUUGACCCCAUCCCACCCUGACUCUGUCUCCGACCUCAUCUCUUUUCCAAUACAAUAUUUUCUCCCCUGUCUCAACCCACUCAGAUUCUCACAUGCUCAAACCGCCUCAAUUAUUUCUCCCCUCUUAUUUAGCUUUCAUUUCGUUGUUCAUCACCUCUAAAGAUUCUCUCUCUCUCUCUCUCUCUCUCUCUCUCUCUCUCUCUCUCUUUACUACAACUGUAAAGACCUUGAGCUGAACUAGAAAAGCUUUCAGUUCCUUCAUCAUUUGCAUUCACUUAUUUUCUUGAACAUCUUCUUCAACAUUGCAUUUCUUUGAUGUUCAUGGAAAAUAAGUUCUGUCCAUUUCAGAUUAUGCAUGGCUUUAAUAAUUUGUUUGUGUUCGUGUAUGCCUUGCUCUUUGUUCAGCUUCUGGCUCUGACAUACCAACCUGUUUUGGGUCAGCAAGGAGAUAGUGUGGUUGUCACCCAAUCCGAUUACCAAGCACUUCGAGCAUUUAAGCGUGAACUCAUCGAUUUCAAUGGCGUUUUGCGCAGCUGGAAUGACAGCGGCUAUGGAGCCUGCUCAGGUGGGUGGGCAGGAAUCAAGUGCGUCAAGGGACAGGUCAUUGCAAUCCAGCUUCCAUGGAAGAGACUCGGGGGCAGAAUCUCCGAGAAGAUUGGGCAGCUGCAAGCACUUCGAAAGCUCAGCCUCCACGACAACGUUUUGGCUGGCCCUGUCCCUUGGUCCCUUGGCUUCCUUCACAAUCUCAGAGGGGUUUACCUCUUCCAUAACCGGCUUUCGGGUUCUAUACCUCCUUCAAUUGGUAACUGCCCUCUUCUUCAAACUCUUGAUUUAAGCAACAAUUCACUUACUGGUACAAUUCCUUCUAGUCUUGCAAACUCUACCAAGUUGUUCAGGCUCAAUUUGAGCUUCAAUUCACUUUCUGGUACUAUCCCAUCUAGUCUCACCAAGUCACCUUCUCUCACCAUCCUUGCUCUCCAACACAACAACCUCUCUGGUUCUGUUCCAAGUACUUGGGGUACUGGAACAGGAAAUAGAAGCUACCAACUUGCGAUCCUGACCCUUGAUCAUAAUCUGAUCUCUGGAACUAUUCCAAGUUCUCUGAGCAAGUUGGGUUUUCUUGAAGAGAUUUCUGUAAACAAUAACCAGAUUACUGGGACUAUCCCCAAUGAACUAGGGGGGCUCACAAGGCUCCAAAAGCUAGACUUAUCCAACAAUGCUAUCAAUGGAAGCUUUCCUUCUAGCUUUUCCAACCUCUCCUCCCUUGUUUCAUUGAAUCUAGAGGGCAAUCACCUCGAUAACCACAUCCCAGAAGGCCUUGACAGAUUGCAGAACCUCUCAGUACUCAACCUGAGGAAGAAUAAUUUCAGUGGCCAUAUUCCAGCAUCUAUUGGGAAUAUUUCUGGAAUUUACCAAGUUGAUUUAUCUGAAAAUAAAUUCAGUGGAGAAAUUCCUGCUUCACUUGGCAGCCUAGCCAAUCUCACUUCCUUCAAUGUUUCUCAGAACAAUCUCUCUGGCCCAGUCCCAUCCCUCCUCUCCAAAAAGUUCAAUUCCAGCUCUUUUGUGGGGAAUCUUCAGCUAUGUGGCUAUAGCACUUCAACUCCUUGCUCUUCUCCCCCACCUCAGAUUCUUCCAUCUCCACCAACACGGCCUUUGAAGAAAAAGCAUCACCACAAACUAAGUACGAAAGAUAUAAUUCUCAUAGCAGCAGGUGCCCUCCUAGCGGUUCUGCUUCUACUCUGCUGCAUUUUGCUUGUUUGCUUGGUCAGGAAAAGGUCUGCUUCAAAAGGAAAGAAUGACAAAACUGUCAAGCAGGCUGCUGCUGGGAGCACUGACAAGGCGGCUCCUGCUACCACCGGAGUGGAAUAUGGCGGUGAAGCUGGUGGAAAGCUUGUUCACUUUGAUGGGCCAUUUGUUUUUACGGCUGAUGACCUAUUGUGUGCCACUGCUGAGAUAAUGGGAAAGAGUACAUAUGGGACUGCAUAUAAGGCAACAUUAGAGGAAGGUAAUCAAGUUGCAGUGAAGAGGUUGAGGGAAAAGACUACAAAGGGUCAAAAGGAGUUUGAAGCUGAAGCUGCGGCACUUGGGAAAAUUCGGCACCCUAAUCUCCUAGCUCUGAGGGCCUAUUACUUGGGACCUAAGGGAGAGAAGCUUCUGGUCUUUGAUUACAUGCCUAAUGGCAGUCUUGCAUCCUUCCUUCAUGCUCGAGGGCCCGAAACCAUCAUUGAUUGGCCAACAAGGAUGAACAUAGCGAUCGGUGUGACGCGUGGACUCUGCCACCUGCACAACCAGGAGAACAUCAUACAUGGGAAUCUCACAUCCAGCAACAUACUGCUAGAUGAGCAGACCAACGCUCACAUUGCAGACUUUGGCCUUUCCCGGCUCAUGACCGUGGCUGCAAACACCAAUGUGAUUGCCACUGCAGGAACCCUUGGCUACAACGCACCGGAGCUCUCAAAGGCCAAGAAGAGCACAACAAAGACUGAUGUGUACAGCCUUGGGGUGAUCAUAUUGGAGCUCCUGACAGGGAAGUCUCCCGGGGAACCAAUGAACGGCAUGGAUUUGCCCCAGUGGGUGGCAUCCAUUGUGAAAGAGGAGUGGACAAACGAAGUUUUCGAUUUGGAGCUCAUGAGGGAUGUGCCAACCAUAGGUGAUGUGCUGCUUAACACAUUGAAACUGGCUCUGCACUGCGUGGAUCCAUCGCCAGUGGCACGACCAGAAGCUCAGCAAGUUCUGCAUCAGCUAGAGGAGAUUCAGCAGCCUGAGGCAAAUGUUGGCUCUGCUGAAGAAGGCACAGAAGUACCACCACCACCAUCAACAACUGAGUAAAAAGGGUUUGUUACCAUCAUCAACAACAACAACAACAAAUGAGAGUCAGGGUUUUAUUAUUUAUUAUUUUAAAGGAGGGUUUUGUUAUAAAAUUACUUUGUUCACAGGUUUAGGAAGAAGUAGGCA
Molecule: messenger RNA, 3130 nt
Organism: Prunus avium (sweet cherry)
Lineage: Eukaryota; Viridiplantae; Streptophyta; Magnoliopsida; Rosales; Rosaceae
Product: probably inactive leucine-rich repeat receptor-like protein kinase IMK2
Biological process (GO): protein phosphorylation
Molecular function (GO): protein kinase activity; protein binding; ATP binding
Source: RefSeq, a predicted model, not a curated record